Messenger RNA from Candidozyma haemuli, 1764 nucleotides. RefSeq lists its product as uncharacterized. The transcript is spliced from 2 exons. The record is from RefSeq and is a predicted model, not a curated record. Lineage: Eukaryota; Fungi; Ascomycota; Pichiomycetes; Serinales; Metschnikowiaceae. The coding region runs from base 1 to 1764 and encodes 587 amino acids. Gene Ontology annotation, biological process: lipid catabolic process. Gene Ontology annotation, molecular function: triacylglycerol lipase activity.
AUGCUUUUCAAAGCCUUUUAUGCCCUUGUGCUCUGGGCUGCCAUGGCCCAGGCGUUGUUUGUUUCCAGACCAACUCCUCCUUCUAAAGAUGCCUUCUAUGACCUCCCACUGAACCUUUCUGACUACCAAAGCGGUGAUAUCAUUGCUAUCAGAAGAACACCAGUGGAAGUCAGGUCCUUGAUUUUUUCCAUGGACGUGAAGAACUCGUGGCAGGCGCUUGUUCGUUCGGAAGACACUUUUGGCGUACCUAACGCUUUUGUCACUACCAUCUUGGAACCCUACAACGCUGACCCUAAGAAAGUCUGGUCCUACCAGGUCUGGGAAGACGCCAACAACAUCAACUGUGCUCCUUCGUACGCUCUUUUAUAUAAAGCAGACCACGAUACGAUUACUACCCAGACCGAAGUGCCAUUUAUCCAGUAUGGUCUUUCCAAAGGCUGGUAUGUGGUUGUUCCUGACUAUCAAGGACCAAAGUCUGCGUUUACUGCUGGCCACCAGGCUGGAAAGGCUGUUUUGAACGGCAUUCGUGCUGUUUUGGAGUCUGGCGAUGUCACUGGAAUCAGUAAAGAUGCCAAGGUUGCACUUUACGGUUACUCUGGAGGCUCUUUGGCUACUGGAUGGGCUUCCCAGCUUCAACCAGCGUACGCUCCAGAACUCAAACAGAACCUUAUUGGCGCUGCUUUGGGAGGCUGGGUGACCAACAUUACGCUGACUGCUGUGGCUGCAGAUGGUACAUUUGCUGCUGGACUUAUUCCCAAUGCCUUAAACGGUAUGAUGGACGAAUACAGCCAUUAUGCCCAUAUCUUCGACAAAGAUUUAAGAAACAGAAUCAAGAAGCGUAUGUUCUACCAGGCCAAGGAGAACUGUCUUAUCAACUCUCUUACUGCAUUUAUUUUCCAUAAGUUCUUUAUUGGACUCUUCCCUUACUUUGGACUGAAGCUCGACUUCUUCCAUAUUCCAGAGAUUGCAGAGAUUGUCAGAGAAAACACUUUAGCUUACGAGAAGAACGACGGUGUUCCUGAAAUCCCCUUGUUCGUUUUCCACGGCGUUGCUGACGAAAUUGUGCCUUUCGAAGGAGCCGAAAGAGGUUACAAGAACUUCUGUGAAUGGGGAGCUCCUUCGAUCGAAUGGGCUAUUUCUGAGACCACUGGCCAUAUCAUUGAAUCGUUUAUUGGCGUAGGAGCUGCUCUUACAUGGUUGGAAAAGAGGUUUGACGGUGAAGCUGCCGUGCAAGGCUGCCAGCGUGAAAGCCGUACCAGUAACCUUGACUACCCAGGAGCAGAUGUUGCUUACCGCCAGGUAUUGAAUACCUACGUGAGAGGUAUUUUUGGUGCUGAGAUUGGAGAGGACACUGUUGACAUUCACGACUCUACUUGGCUUAGUAAGAUUGUUGCUUGGGGAUUUAGCAGGUUCCUUGGCCUUGUGGGUCCUCUUCCUCUUAAGAGAGAGGAGGUCGAGACCUUGGAGGACGUUGUGGGCAGCAGAAGCGUGGACGAGUUGUAUAAGGGAUUCCUGGAUGUGAAGGAGUUGUUUGAGGCCAACGGCAUUGAUCCAAUUAAGGUGCUUGAAGGUGAGCCAACUACUACUACUACUACUACUACUACUACUACUACUACUACUACUACUACUACUACUACUACUACUACUACUACUACUCUUACUACUACUACUACUACUACUACUACUACUACUACUACUGAUCCUAAUCCUAAUCCUAAUUCUCUCAGUGAAAUACCCUUGAAGGUUAAAAUCGUUCAAAUAUAG